This is a messenger RNA of Schistosoma bovis, 7241 nucleotides long. The record is from the annotation of a GenBank genome assembly. Lineage: Eukaryota; Metazoa; Platyhelminthes; Trematoda; Strigeidida; Schistosomatidae.
UGUUUGUACGUUUGUAGUGGUGUUGAUGUUCUCUAUUGAAAAACAAGUUUUUUUAAAAAUUAGUUUUAUGGUAUUUCUCUUUUUUUUUCUUUUUUCUUUUAAAAGUGAAAAUCAACAGAAUUCACCACCAAUGAAAUAAUAGUCUUCCUUCAUGGAAUCUGAUCAUGAUCUGAUGUAAAAGAUCAUUCUUGGAAAAAGAUUAUCCAUUCACUGAUUCUCAUUACUUUAUCUUAUAUAAACUGAUAAUGAUAUUUCCACAAUUAUUUCAUAAAAGAUAAUCUAUACUAUUGAUUACUUCAAUGAAUAUCAAGAUCAUAUCAAGAACUGAAUUGUUGAAUUAAACUUUAAUUCAAACAAAACAUUGAAUACUGAAAGGAAUCUAGUGAAACAGAUCAUAUUCAAUUUAAAUACUUCAUUUAUACAUGACAGAACAAAUACCAUUUCAACGUACAUCCACCAUAAAACAUCGUAUUAGUAGAACUGGUUCAAUUGGACAAGAUCAUAAUAAUAAUAAUAAUACAACUGGUAAUAUGAUGAUAACUAGUGGAAUAAAUAAUAGUGGAAUACAACAUCAACAAUCCAGUAUAAGAAGACCAUCAAUUAUGCAAAAAUAUAUGGGUGAAAUUGAAUUUACUGGAUUAAAUCAAACAGCUAGAUUUUGUAAAUUAAAUAGUGAUACACCAGAUUCUGUAUUACGUGAUAUUCUUAAACGUAAAUGGGGUUUAAAACCACCUACAUUAAUUAUAACUGUAUUCGGGACAGAUUUUGAAAAGAAACGUAAAUUAAAAAUGAUCUUUAAAAAAGGUUUAUGGAAAGCAGCUGAAAGUGGUUGUUGGAUUGUAACAGGUGGUUUUCAUUUAGGAGUAAUGAAGUUAACUGGUGAAGCUGUACGUGAUUAUACAGAUGCAUAUGGUGGAAAUCGAAUGAUGGCAUUUGGUGUAGCAAGUUGGGAUUGUGUUACGAAAAAUGAAAUACUUGAAGCAGCUUUACAUGAGGGUACAGCAGUGUAUCAAUCUGAAGAAGAUGAAGAAGAAGAAGCUGAAGAUAGUGAACCAAUUUUAAUUGAUCCAUUAUCACAAAGCGGUUUAAAAUCUAUUCGUAGUGAUAUUGAAGAACGUGCCUUAGAUCCUAAUCAUAAUUUUUUUGUUUUAGUUGAUGAUGGAACAACUGAUCAAUUAAAAGGUAAAGAAGCUGAAUUACGUGCAAGAUUUGAAAGAUGUAUAUCAUUAUGGAAUUGUGCAAGUAGUCCACAAGAACAAACAACAACUGCUACAAGUCCUCAAAGUGGACCUAUAAGUUCUACAACACAUUUACAACAACAACAACAACAACAACAGCAACAACCUCAAAAUGGUAUUUCUACACCAUCUAACAUCAAUAAUAAUGUAAAUUCAGUAGGAUUACAAAGACAAGGUAGUACUAUGGGUGGACAAGUUAGUACAACAUCUGGUCCACAAACAAGUGCAACAUCAAUUGGUAAAAAUUCUGGUAUAACCGGUGGUUCUACUAGUAAUUCUGCUUUAAGUAAAGGUGCAAGUGAACCGAUAGUUAGUAAUCAACCUAUUUCAACUACAUCUGUUACACGUGGAGCAAAAGAUAAACUUACUACUGAAUCAAGUCUUAAACCAGCAAAAAGUGGAAAAUCAGUUGGUAGUGAAGAAGAAAUUUUAGUUCCAAUGUGUGGAUUAGUUGUAGGUGGUGAUCGAUUUACAUUACGUCAAGUUUAUUGUUCAAUGAUAAGAAAUCGUUGUCCAAUUGUUGUUACAAAGGGUACAUCUGGUGCAGCGGAUGUAUUAGCAUUUGGAUUAGAUGCUGCAAAUAAAAUGGCAUCUGAAGAAGUUGUUGAUGAUAAAGAUCAAGUACCAUUGGAGGCUAGGCUUGAAUCAAUCAUUGAAGAAUUUCUUGGUGAUUUACAUCCAGAUUAUACGAAUUAUACAGAUGAAGUGAAUAUGUUAUGUGAAAUAAUCAAUGACUAUACAAACUUAGUAUCAGUAUUUGAUAUGGAAGAAGAUUCUGAUUUGGAUGGAUAUGUAAUCUCUUCAUUGCUUGCCAGUGCUGGUACCACGGUUACAUCAGAUCAAAUUAAUUUAGAACAAUUAGAAAUUACUUUAACAUUAAAUCGUGCUGAUAUUGCACGUGAAAAAAUAUUUUUAGAAAAUAAAAAAUGGAAAAAAGGUCAAUUAAAUGAUUAUAUGUAUCAAGCAUUAAUGAGUGAUCGACAUGAUUUUGUUAAAUUAUUCUUAGAACAAGGUUUUAGUUUAGAAGAUUUUCUAACUAUUUAUAUGUUAGAAAAAUUAUAUACAGAUCAAUUAAAAAAUUUGAAUUCCAAAGUAGCAAUAUUCAAUAAAAUGUGGGAAUAUAAUCGAUCACAUCGAACAUCGAAAGUGGCAUUACGUGAUGUUGGCAAAGUGAUUAAAGCAUUAGUUGGUGAUUUUUAUCAUCCACUUUAUUUAAGUAAAGAAUUUCAAGCGAAAUUAAUGCCGGAAAAAAGGCUAGAAGGCGCUGGAACACGAGCAAUAAUUCGACGAGGAGCUACAAGUGUUGAACCAGCUGAAAAGAAUCAUGAUGAUGGUGAUGAUAAUGAUGAUGAUUACAAUGAUAAUGGUGAUGAUAGGGAAUAUAAUGGUGAUGAAUUAUAUGGAAAUAAUAUUGAUGGAUAUACAAUUAAUUCUAGAUUACCACGUAGUUCAACUACAAUGACAACAGUUAGUGGUGAACCAUUGAUUGCAUCAACUAUUUUACGUUCUAAUGAAAAAGGGAAUACAAUGGGUACAUCAACAAUGACACUUAUUGGAGGGAGUAGAUUACGAGAAGGAAAUAUUCCACAUCAAUAUCAUUCUAUAGAUCAAAUGAAUUCAUCACGUUCCCAUUCACGUAAUCCAAUGAUAACUAUAUAUGAUAAACAACAAAUCAAUGAUAUCACUGAGGAUAUAAAUAAUCAAUCUAAAAAAAGUAAAUAUUUAUCAGCGACUAGAAAUAAUGAUGGUAAUCGUAAUGGGCAUAGUAGUCGAAAUAAACAUGGUCGACGUUCAUCAUCUCAAACCAAUGAACAUGAUAUGUUGAUACCAGGUCAACCACUUAUAUAUAAUGCAACAGUGACUAAUGUUAGUCGGUCAGGCCAUGGUUCACGUGGUCCAUAUACAAGUCUUGGUCCAGGUCAUUUCCGUAUAGCUGGAAAAGCACCAUUGGCUUAUGAUACCACUUCUAUGGGAACAACAACUCCGAUUCAAUCACCGAAACCAGCUAUAAAUGAUACAUUACAAUUUUCAUUCGACAAUGAACAUGUACAACGUAAUUCUGUACUGAUUUCUCCAAUACAAAAUGAAAAAUCAAUUAAACCGGUACUUUUUGAAGAUGAAGCAAAUAAUAAACCAUCUAGAUCAUGUUUCAUGUCAUGUAUACAAAAAAUUUCAUCAUUCUGUAGUCGAUUAUUCAGAUGUAAUACUGAUUCAAAGAAAUCAAACAAAGGUUUAAAUGUUAGUCAAGAACCGUCUGGUAUUAAAGGGCCUAAAGAAUUUGCCACUCUUCGUGCAAUGGCUGCAUUAGCUGCAGCGACAGCAGCGACGGCUGUAGCAGAUCCAACAAAAACUUCUCCAGGAGAUGAAGAACAAACAAAAUCAAUUCAAUUGGAUCGUCCAGCUAGAGAACUAUUAAUUUGGUCUAUAUUAGUUGGUAAACUACGUAUGGCUGAAUUAUUUUGGACGAUGGAAAAAGAACCUAUCGCAGCUGCUCUAUUAGCUUCAAUUCUAUUGACAUCUUUAGGGAAUAAAACAGAUGAUUUUACUGAUAAAGAAGACUAUAGAAGCUUUGCAAAAAACUUUCAAGAACGUGCUGAAGGUGUCUUGAAUGAAUGUUAUCGUGAAGAUGAACAUAGAACACAAUUAAUUAUUAAUCAUGAAUUAAUUUAUUAUGGUCGUAGUUCAGUAAUUAAAUUAGCUGCUGAAGGUCAAAGUAUAAAAUUUAUGGCACAUCCAUGUUGUCAAGAUUUUCUUACAAAUACAUGGAGUGGUAAUUUAUCAACUAAGAAUAGUGUAUUUAGGUAUAUUAUGGGGGUUGUUUGUGGAUUGACAUUACCAUUUUUAAUACCAAAAGUUAUAUUAUCCAAGCCUAAAACAAUUCCAACCACAGAAGGAGAAGAAUCAAGUCCUACUUCGGAACAACAAGGAUCUACACAAAAUAAUCAUACUUUAAAAUAUGUUUUAACUGCAGAAGAUGCUGGUAAAAAAGGUGUUCGGAAAACAUUACAAGCUAGAACCGUGGAAUAUAUUUCACAAAUUCGUGACUUUUAUAUGGCACCAGUUGUUCGUUUUGUGUAUAAUACUAUUUCAUACAUCACAUUUCUCAUCUUAUUCAGUUAUUUAUUAUUAGUUGAUUUUCGAAUCAAUAUCACAGUUGUUGAAUAUGUUGUUAUUGCUUGGGUAAUUACAUUAUUUAUAGAAGAAAUUAAACAGAUUGCAUGGGCUGUAUUAUCUGGGAUCAGUUUUAGAACUUAUAUAUCUGAUGGAUGGAAUAAAUUAGAUUGUGCUGGUUUAGCAUUAUAUAUUGUUGGUUUUAUAUUAAGAUUAAUUGUAUUAUUACGAUUACGUAAUCAUGAAGGAGAGAAUUUUAAUAUACAAUAUGAACGUUAUUAUAUUGUGACAGAUCCGAUAUUAGAUCCAUCACGUAUAUGUCUUGCAAUUAGUUUAUUCACAUUCUAUAUACGUUUAAUGUAUACAUUUAGUUUUCAUAUUGCAUUAGGACCAAAAUUAAUUAUGAUUGGUAAAAUGGUGACCAAUGAUUUAAUUCCAUUUAUGAUUAUUUUAACUGUGAUUAUGGUUGGUUAUGCAGUGGCUGCACAAUCAAUCGCCUAUCCAAAUGGUUUAUUUACCAAAGAGAAUAUGACAUUACAUUCUGAAAUUAAACAUAUGACAUUUGCUGAUAUUAUAUUCUCAAUGUAUACAACUGCAUAUUUUCAAAUGUUUGGUGAUUUUAGUUUAGAUGCAUUACAAGGAGAAGAUCGAACAUGUCAAAAUCAUAUGUGCCCUACGAAAACAUCACGUUGGCUUGUACCUAUUAUGCUUGGAUUCUAUGUGUUAUUAACUAAUAUACUGAUGUUCAACUUACUUAUUGCCAUGUUUUCUAAAACCUACGAAGAAAUAGAGAGUGCAUCAACAUACUAUUGGAAUUAUCAAAGAUAUCAAAUGAUCAAUGAUUAUGUUCAUAGAUCACCACUUGCUCCACCAAUUAUUAUUGUUUGGCAUUUCUAUGAAGCAUAUAAAGCUAUUGGAAAUCAAUGCGCAAGUUUAAGAAAUGCUGAAACAGCAAAAUAUAAUCCAUUUUGUGUACGAUUUACCGAUGUGAAAAAAGAAAGAGAAAUGGUCAAAUGGGAGCAUAUGAAAGCUAUGGAUUAUUUAAGAGAACCAUCAACCAAAGCAACUGGGAAAAGAGGUGUAGCUGAAUCACGUGCUGUGGUAUUUCGUGGUGGUGGAGGUGUUGGUCCUGGUCAAGGACCAGUAAUGGAUUUAAAAAGUGAAAUGUCCAGUGUUACAGAGGGUAUUGGAAUGGAGUUAGAAAAACGUUUCAAAGAGAUUGAUAAUCAAUUUCAACGUUUUAAUGAUGUUGAUUCACGUUUGAAUGAUGUAACACAAUUAUUAACAAAUUUAUCUGAAGUAAUCAGUAAUGUGACUGAAACACAACAACGAAUUAUUCGACAAAUAAAUGAACUUCCUACUUGUCAAUGUAAUGAAUUCACUGAUGAGGUUGUUCCUGUACAAAAAUCCACUACAACUCAAGCUGAUUCAGGAACAGCAGAAACUAGAAAACGUACAAAACUAGAAGUAGCUAUUCAAUCUGCAUUAGAAGCAGCUAAAGAUGUACUACGACCACCAACACCACCACCACCACCGCCACCACCUCCUCCACCCCCAAGGGAAUCACCUGUUCUAUUAGCUGCUGUUGUUCCUGGAUCCGAAGAUGAUUCAAGUGGUUCAGAAGAAGGUGGUGAUCCUUCAGCUGAUCCAGUCAUAGUACCUCAAGUUCCAGAUAUUAAAACUGGAAGAGUUAUCGAAAGAACAUUAGGUGAUCAUCGAUUAUGGAGAAUGGCUCCAUUUAAUUUUGAAAAAUAUCCUGGAAUGAGAAUGAAUGUACCACCGGAACGAAUGGCAUGGACUGUGGAAUAUCCAGAUUACUUUGCAUAUGAUGCUUGUGAAGAAGUUUUAUUAUUCCCAUCAGAAGAAUCACAUGACGGUGUUAAUUUUACCCAUGGAAACAUCGUAUUUACUUUUCAACAUAGUGAAAAUCUACGUACAAUCAAUUUUAAUCAAUAUGAUUCUAAAGCUAAAUUACGUAGACAAAGUUUACUUGGUCGUUAUCGUUUAGAUUCAACAACAGGUGCACCAUUAAAUCCAAUGGGUAGAACAGGUUUAUUAGGUAAAGGAUUAUUACCACGUUGGGGUCCAAAUCAUUCAUUUGUAUUAUGUAUUACAAGAUGGACAAGAGAUACACGUACUGGUGUACAAGUAAUAAGAAGUAAUCGUGGUGUAUUACAAUAUUUGGCAUUAGAACGUAAUAAGAGAUUAUGUAUGCCAUGGUAUUUAACAGAUCAUACAAACAAAUGUGAUUUUGAUGAAUGUGUACCAAAGAUUAUAAGCAGUUUAGUGACUCGUCGAGGACGUGCUAUACUUCCAGAGAAAAGAGUUGAAAGAUUAUUGAAACGUAUUGAAAAGGCUGAAGUUACACAGAUUUUCAAAGGUUACUUAGAUGAUCAGUUAAAUGCGGAUAGUGCAUGGAUGGAAACUGUUGUGAUUAAUUUACAUGAAUCGGAGAGUAAAGGAGCUCAACUACCAGAUGACAUAUUAAAGUUACUCAAUGAACCUGGUACAGAAGAACAAUGUAAAUGGGUUGAAGUAUCACAUAGUAGUAAUCUACGUACAAGUCAUAAUUAUAUACUUAAGAAUGUUGCAGAACUUCGUAGAGCAUUCUAUUAAUUCAAAAUACUUCAAAGAUAAUGAACUCAUUCAUCUUACCUAUUUAUUAUAUUAAACACAAAUGAAAAUGUUGACUACAUUCUCAAAAUUUACAAUCAGUAUUCAAUUCAUUUAAUGAAUAACUCAAUCAACUUUAUGAACUUUUUAAAAAAAAGUACAAAACGAUGGUCUCCAUUUGUUUGUUUAUUUCGUUUUCCUGGAAUUUCCAUGAUCUAAUCAAGUUUACUAUUGUCCAUUUUAUAAAGAGAAAUGUAUUAUUUCUUUGAUGUUUUGGCC